Eurytemora carolleeae is the source of this 2266-nucleotide messenger RNA. RefSeq names its product ethanolamine-phosphate cytidylyltransferase (gene Pect). Lineage: Eukaryota; Metazoa; Arthropoda; Copepoda; Calanoida; Temoridae. Gene Ontology annotation, molecular function: ethanolamine-phosphate cytidylyltransferase activity. Bases 635 to 1756 code for a protein of 373 amino acids. Gene Ontology annotation, biological process: phosphatidylethanolamine biosynthetic process. The record is from RefSeq and is a predicted model, not a curated record. Gene Ontology annotation, cellular component: cytoplasm. The transcript is spliced from 7 exons.
GUGAUGAUUUUCCGUUGAAUGUUAAUGUGUAAAUUUGAUUGUAAUGAAGUUCUAAAAUUUACAUUUUCAUAUUUUCUAAGAUUAUAAAGUAUCUUUUACAUAAAAAAAUACUUUUAGACGCAACGUUCUUUAUUCCAGAGGGCAGCCUACUCCACUUUUGCAUUUUUUUCGUUUUUUAGCCAAACAAAUAUUUUGAGUUAUUUUUUUGAUUUUUAUAUAUUUUUAAAACAUAGCAAAAAUUUCAAUCUUGCAUUUAUAUAUUCUUGUAAUAUGAGGAAUUUAAAAGUUGAGAAAAUAUCAAGUUUUCGAUAAAAACCUUUUAAUAAACAGUUCUUUCAGCAACAUUGGAACUGCUGCUGUUUGGAUAAUUGUAUUAUACAAUGUACGUUAACUGUACAGUGUACGCUGUACUGCAAACAAUUCUUGUAUUGCAUCUUAAAAAUAUAGCUCACAAAGUAUUUUGUUUUUAACAAUUUUCGAAAAUAAUACUGUUCUAGAAAGUUAAGUUUUUUCAGUUAAAUUUGUAAUUUUUUGAAGUACAAUUGCACACAUUUUUUAGAUCUGUACUUUAAGAAUCCUGACAUGCUGUUGCCUUGUAUCAGAUUAGAUAUUUAAUUAUAUUUCAGGUUUAAAAAUGGUUGUGAAAGUCUGGUGUGACGGUUGCUACGACAUGGUUCAUUUCGGCCACGCUAACUCAUUACGUCAGGCGAAGGCUAUGGGAGACUAUCUGGUGGUCGGGGUUCACACAGACGAGGAGAUUACUCUGCACAAGGGCCCCCCUGUGUUCAAUGAGCAGGAGAGGUACAGGAUGGUUCGGGCGAUCAAGUGGGUGGAUGAGGUGGUAGAGGGAGCUCCUUACGUUACAACCCUAGAAACUCUUGAAAAAUAUGAUUGUGAGUUCUGUGUGCAUGGUGACGAUAUAACAAUGACUGCGGAUGGAACAGACACGUAUCAUAUUGUCAAAUCUGCGAACAAGUACAAAGAAUGCCAAAGAACCCAGGGCGUGUCAACUACCAACCUGGUCGGACGGAUGCUCAUGCUCUCUAAGGACCAUCUCCAGCGCGGGGCGCAAGAGUACAACGUUGACCGACGCAGCUCAUCAGACAUGAGUUCUGGUGCCUGUGGCCGGUCACCCUGGACCGGGCUUUCUCAGUUCCUCCCAACAACACAGAAGAUACUGCAGUUCUCUAACAAGGAUGGUCCGAAGAAGACGGACAAAAUCGUCUACGUGGCCGGGGCCUUUGAUCUCUUUCAUAUUGGACAUUUGGAUUUUCUAGAGAAAGCCAAGGAGCUGGGAACCUAUCUUAUCGUGGGACUUCAUACAGAUCCUGUAGUUAAUAGGGUUUACAAAGAAUGUGAGGACUCGAGGUAUAAGGGUUUCAACUACCCUAUCAUGAAUAUCCACGAACGUACUCUAUCUGUCCUUGCGUACAGAUGCGUAGACGAGGUUGUAAUCGGAGCUCCCUACGCCGUCUCCAAGGAGCUAAUGGAACACUUUAACGUGUCCGUCGUGUGUCACGGUCAAACCUCAGUACUCCCCGACAUAGGGGGAGAGGAUCCUUACUCAGAACCUAAGCGCCAAGGAAAGUAUCAGACGGUUGACUCCGGGAACGAUCUGACCACGGAGAAACUUGUGGAAAGGAUUUUAACGCGCAGGCUGGAUUAUGAAGAAAGAAAUAGGAAGAAAGAGGAAAAAGAAAUGGCGGCAUACGCUGCUUUUAUGAAACAGAAAGAUGCAGAGGUUCAACCGAACUAAAAUCGAACAUCCUGUCUAAAAUUCAUUUUGUGUAACGUUUUUUCCAUCUUAUGAGAAUGUCUGUGUUGUGAGAUUAACCAGAGGCAUUUAUUUGUCUAGAAGUGUUUUUAAAAUUUAAACUAUUGUAACAUGAUUUUAAUUGUUAAUUUAUUUUUAUUAUUUAAUUUUGACGAAGAGUUUGAACCACUCAUCAGGAUGCAAGUGGAUUUUAACCCUUUUUUAUAAAAUCUAAACUUAUUAGUGUUCAACAUUUGAUUAUGCUGAUAUUCAAAACCUUGAUGUCGGAUUCGGCACGUGGUUAAAACUGUGAUUCACUAGUCUUAAUGCUCGUUCUGUUAUAUAGUUUAUAUAUAGUAAUUUAACCAUCACACCCCUUCGUUUUCUUGUGAUUUUAACUUUAUCAAUCAUUAGAUAUUUUAAAUAACAACAUGAAAUUUAACUUUUUGACAGUUUUAUAAUGUUUUGCUUGUUUUGACUUGUUUAUAUGAUUAAAAUAAAAUCAAUGAUUUA